UGAAAGAGAGUGUGGGAUACUAUUUGAUGCCCAUCACAGCCCAAGUCCGUGAAGAGAUGUCAAGAGGCAGAUAUCCACAUUUUAUUUCAUAAUGAAAAGGUCCAAACCUUCAGGUGCGCAAGGAAGAAAACAGUGAAAAGAUGAGGCGAAAAGAAAGCUAGAGGUAAUCCCUCCAGAAUGGAACAACACGUUCCUCUGCCCCUCCCUUGUUGCUUCCCACUGCAGACAGCUGGAUGUGGAAAAGACUCUGGACCACCUGAAACACGACAAUAUCUUGAACCAGCAGAUCUCUGUCUUUAAUGCAUUUCAGUGGCCUCAGACACCCAGCAUUUGCCAGGUAGGAUACUCCCAGCACUCAACCAGUGGGUGUGUGGUUCCCCGGCCGUGGUACACCUGUCUGUCCUCUCCUCUUCCUACCUUUUUAGAGGUAUUAAUUCAGAGCUGCUGUUCUGUGAUCAGAUUUCUUUAAAGAACACUUCAGGUUAAACAUGAAUACAGAGAGUUGAGACUGUUUGUGAAUCAGCAAACCUUAAAAACCUCCUGCUGUGUGUUACAUGUUUGUUCCUCUUCUGGUUGGUUUCCUGGUUGAAGCUGCUGGUUAAUUUCACUUUCACUCGACAGCUUGAUUCAGCUUAUUUUCAGCAUCUAAAGGUGAUGUAACCAACAGUUUUCAUCAUGUUUAUGUCAGCGGGUGUUAAAAUGAUCUGAUAAUGAUCUGAUGUGUUGCUUUGCUGACCGCAUUAGUGGAAUGAAUGAACCUCCAGGAGGAAGAAAUACAAGUAUUUAUCAAUACUCUUAUUGGUUCUUUUUCAUUACUAAAGAAUUGGGGGUUUGUGAAUUAUUAUUUUAAAAAAGAAUAUAUUCAGAACUGGAUUAGAAUAGAUUUACAUUUUAAAUAUGACAAAAUAUUGUUUCUACAGCAGUUCUACAGUUUCUAUUGUUUCCAUCAGCAAAUUUACUAUAUAAAUUCAAUAUUUCCCUUGAAAAAAAUAAAAAUCAGGCAUUCCUCCUGUCCUCCUCCCUCUGCUGCUGGUCGAAAGCAGGGGCUUAUCCAGCCAGUAGCUGGAGGGUCCCCACUAGGAAAAUUUUAGUUACAAAGACUUGAUUUCCCGCAUUCUGUUGAAUUUUUGUGCAUGUGAAUAACAAACUAAUGAACCAACAACUGCUUAGUACAAUGUACUGUUAUGAACCUCAAAUAAAACCAAAGGUACAUAUCAUUUAGAAGGGAGACAACAGUAGUACGACUACUGUAGCACCAAUGCUACACUCUUCACCUUCAAAAAGAAAAAAAACAAGAGCAUGCUAUAUUUUUAAUGUACCAUUAUAAUAGUUAACCACUCUCUCCACCUAUUCAAAGAACAGAGCAAGAGUACAAUACCCUAGUCAGUUUACUGAUAUACACCCAUCAGAAGUUUGAGUACACCUGUUUAAAACUAUUUUUUUUCAUAAAAUUACCCUAAACUGUAUACAUUUGAUUUUUCUAACAUGUCUUGUAACUGCAGGUUGCUCUGAAGUAGUGUGGCACCAAUGCUGCUCUCUCCACCUUCAAAAAAAAAAAAAAGCCAUAGUACAGCACUGCAUAUCGUCUAAUGUACCAAUAUAAUACAGUUAACAACUCUCUCCACCUAUUCAAAGAACAAAGCAAGAGCACAAUACCCGACUCAGUUUACUGAUAUAUGCUACCCAUCAAAGGUUAAAAUCGCUCUUUAACAAACACAAACAUUAUAUAACAUAGAUAUUUAAGUUUCAACCAAUUACAUUAGCCUGAAUAGUGUGACAGAAGACAUUGUGUUGUCUCUAAAUUUAAAUUAUGAGCUCAAAGUAUUAACUCACUGGCUGAAAUUUUCACCAAAACAAAUGAAUUUUCAAAUAAUAUUGACCACAUUAUUUAGACUAGAUAUGCCAAUUAUGCCAUCAAUGUUUUUGAAGACAUUAGAAAGGGAACUACUACUUUUAUUAUUGAUCAUCCAGUUUCUUGCCAGCUUUGACAUUGACAGGGUACGAUGAUGACGCAUCAGUAACAUUAGCUAUGUUAGCCAGCUAGCACGUUUAUUUACCUUUCUUUUUCUCUCUCUUUCCCUCUUUGCUCCACCCUUCCUCUUUUUUCCACCGUCCAUCUUGCGGCUAAGUCAUGUAGCUGCAAUAAAUGCACUUGCUGCCAAACUAAACGUGUAACUGUCAGCUAGUCUCUCUCUCUCUCUUCUUCUACCGCCUGGCUGUCACAGUGCGCAGGGCAGUGUUGCGUUCAGGGUCAAAAAAUAAAUAAAUGAAAAAAUCUGUGGCCUGCGGUACCAUUUAGCAGGCCAGGCCACCGGGAAAAGUCCCAGUGCUCCCGAUUGCCAGUCCGGGCCUGGGGCCACCUGUGGAUGAAUCCUCAUGUUAAACUGCAAGGGGAGUGACGCUGCUGACUUUGGUUAUGGCCUUGGUUGAUGGUUGAUCAAUCAGAGGAAUGUCCUGGGUGACUGGAUUAAGUUUAGUAGAAAUGACUAAAAGGCAAACAUACCACAUUUUGCAUAGAGAUCAUUCAGGUGUCAAUUCACACUGUUUCUUUGUUUUACAGCCACAGAUGAAGACUGAUCAUCAAUCAUGAAGGCCAGAGCUUGUAGAGAAACAGUGGUCAGCUUUUGCUGUCUGAAGUAUGGUGCCAUCUUCCUUUUCCUGGCUGUGUUUGUCUUUAUCUAUUUUCUUUUUAACAUGGACUUUCUGGAGCAUAAAGCGAUCACCACCUUCCCUGCUCCAAGACCUCACCUACAACACCGCUUCUGCAGCUUCCAGCCACUGUCCCCUGAAGAUGCUCUGGAGGAACGCCUCCUAUUAGACUCCAUUGCUUGGCCUGAAACUCUAUCCCUGCCAGAUCCUCUUUCCCUGGAGCAGACCACCGAUCCUGCCCACAGCACCUUCACUAUUCUCCCAGAGAAGGGUGGACGACAGUGGCAUGUAGGGGAUCAGCUGGAAGCUAUCAUCAAAAUGUAUGACUUCAAGGGCCGUCCUAAGAAGUCUGGGGGAGACGUCUUACUUGCCCGUCUGCGAAACCGAGCACUUGGUGCAGGUGUGGCUGGGCAAGUGCUGGAUCAUCUCAAUGGCUCCUACUCUGCUGUAUUUUCUUUACUCUGGGAGGGAAGCGCACAGGUUGAGGUGACACUGGUUCACCCCAGUGAGGCUGUCAUGGUGCUGCAAAGGUUAACCAGAGAACAGCCGGAUAGAGUUUAUUUCAAGAGUGUCUUCCACUCAGGCUCAGUCUCUGAAACUACCACCUGUAAUGUCUGCCUGCGUCCAACCCAGCAGCCACUGUGCAACUACACUGACAUCAAUACAGGCGAGCCGUGGUUCUGCUACAAGCCAAAGAAUCUGAGCUGCGAUGCCAGGAUCAGCCACUCCACAGGAGGAUUCAAUCAAAACCUCAAGGCCAAGGAGGAAAUGCUCUUUAAAAGUGGUGUCAACAUGAAAGUCUCCAUUAAGGCAUCAGGAUCAGCCAAUGUCAACGUGUUGCCAAAAAUUAAAGGUCAACCAGAGGUAAUGAGCAGCAGUGUGAGAUCUGGACCCUCUGGCUAUUACUAUCAGGAUAUGUGGCAAGCCUUAGGUGGCACCCCAGUCCGCCAGUUCAGCACAUCCCCUGCCAUUAGUCAGUGUCUGAAAGGCAAGGCCGUCCACCUGUAUGGAGACUCUACCAUCAGGCAGUGGUUUGAAUACCUCACUGCAGCACUACCAGAUCUCAAGGAGUUUAACCUGCACAACCUGAGGCACGUUGGACCGUUCAUGGCCUUAGACCAUGCAAACAACAUUUUGGUGACAUACCGGUGCCACGGUCCCCCUAUCCGUUUUGUCAAUGUCCCAACCCAUGACCUGCGCUACAUUGCCAAUGAAAUAGACAGCUUAGUGGGAGGCAUUAACACUGUUGUCGUUCUUGGCAUCUGGUCUCACUUCAGCACUUUCCCCAUCGAGGUGUACAUCCGGCGGCUGCAGAGCAUCCGCAGGGCGGUGGUGCGGCUACUGGACAGGGCUCCAGGUACGGUGGUUGUCAUCCGGACUGCAAACUUCAAAGCUUUGACGCUUGAUAUGUCGCUGACCAACAGUGACUGGUACUCACUGCAGCGUGACAAGGUGCUCAGGGCCAUGUUCAGAGGACUGAAUGUUCGUCUGCUGGAUGCCUGGGAGAUGGCCUUGGCCCACCACUUGCCGCACAACCUACAUCCACAACCUCCCAUUAUUAAGAAUAUGAUCAACGUCCUCUUGUCCUACAUGUGUCCCCAAAAUGGCGGCUAGAUGUGUGUUUGUUGUGAGAAAGGAGUGUGAAUUCAAGUACUUGUGUUCAGUUUACACAUUGUCUCUGUGUUUCUGCCAGGUGCUGAAAUGCACCUGAUAUUUUUCUACCAUUUUUCUAUUUUUAACCAGGGAAGUUGACAGAGCAAUGCCUCGCAAAAUGCCUCGAAAAAAGAGAAACAGAACAGGAAGAAAAGCAUUCAUUAUGUUGCUGUAGGCUUCGUUGUAGUGUUCACCGCCUGGCUAGGCAGCUGCUCAGGAGCAACAGGUUGCAACACCGCCCCACUUGACUGCAUUUCAGAUGUUGUGGUGACAUCAUUACAUUUCGUGAAAAAUCCAUUUAUCUUUAUUUACCCAGGGAAGAUUUGUUGGGCGCAAAUGAUCAAUUUUAAGGCAAUACAAGUGAAAUUAGUUUCUUAUUUUUAGUCUAUUAAAAAGCAAAACAAAAAAACCCCCCAAAAGACAACAACAACAAAAAAAAACCAUUCCAAUGUAUGGCAGCUGCCAUACUUGCCAUACCCCAAUUGACACCUAUGCUCAAAAUGCUUUGAAGACAUAAAAUAAAAAUUUGACAAAAUUGUCACUGACAAAAACUAGACUAAAACAAACAAAUCCAAAGACUAAAAUUUCACGAAAAGUAAUAUACAUUUUCGUCAAAAGACUAAGACAAAACAAAAAUUAGGUUCCAAAAUUAACAGUUACUUUAACGAGUAGUUUGACAUUUUGGGAAAAGCACUUACUCACUUUCUUGUCAAGCGUUAGAUAAGAAGAUCGAUACCACUCUAUCUGUCCUUUCAAUAUGAAUUUUGAGCUAGGAGAAGGUUAGCUUAGCUUAGCAUAAAGAAUGGAAACAGGGGGAAACAGCUAGCCUGGCUCUGUCAAUUAAUGCACUUUAGAAGUUCUGGCUGGCCAAUUUUGUUACCUUUGGAAGGAUCCAAGUUAACUUCACCCCCAUUCCCAGCCUUUAUGCUAAGCUAAUUGGCUGCUGGCUCCCAUAAUGUAUAUAUACAAAUACAGUGCAUACACAUUAAUUAAAUAAUGCAAAAGCAAUAAGCACUAAAAAUGUGGAAAUGAAUAAAUGCAGAUAAAAAACAUUGUGCAAACAGAAAGGCAAAAAAUAAAAUAAAUAAAUAAAAUGCAAUAAUCAUUUAGGAAAUUGCAGUUGGACUCAAAUUUGUUUUUGGUAUGAUGAGGAAAACACAGAUAAACAUGAAUAUUCAAGAACCAUCCAAUGUUUACAACAAGAUUCUAAUUGAAUAGAUUUGUUAGACAUAAUAACAUUUCAGUCAAAUUAAAUAACACAUUAUCCCAAUAAAAAAAUAAUAUUUGUCCCUCUUUAUUAAGGCCCUAAUAGUCUCUUAAACUCUGCCCAAGCUUUUACAUGCAUGGUUCCUUAAGAACUGAGGAGUAUUGAUAUUUGCAGACAUGGUUCAAAAGGUCAAAAUAGGCUGUAUCCUAUUUCUGUACCAGCAGACAAAGUCUAGCCUGCACUAUUUCAGCUAAUUGUAGCUUAGUGAGCAGCCACGCAGCCAAGGGUUCAUUCUUUCUGACAGAAACUUUAACAAAACAAGUAAAUUUGACUCAAAAUGACUCAUGGGAUGGUUUAUGCACCAUAAACUGAUAUUAACCAGCAUGGUGGGAUUUUUCUUUUAGUUGACAAUUACUCAAGUAAGAAUAAAACUACAAGUGGAUAAACUUUUCAGGAAUGUAUAAUAACAGCCAUAAUAUUAAAUAAUAUCUAACUUUAUCUCAACAGCCACAUAUUUAUGAACAUUUUACUCAAGAGACAUGAAUGUGUUUCUCAGCUCCAAGAAACAGCAGAAACAUAGAAUUAUCAGAGCUUAUCAGAGUAUCGAUGCAAUACAUGUACAUUACAUAUAAUUUAAACAAGAUGUUGUUGUUGACAGAAUUAUGGAUAUUGUAUGAAAUGUUUCUUGGGUUAUGUUACUGGUUGGGGGUUGAUGGAAUAUGGGGAAAUGUAAUUUCUUAGUUGUUGCAUUUUUCUUUAUUUUUUAUGUUAUGUAUACAAGACAUAUAUGUAAAAAACAACUGGAACAACCAUAUGGAAUAUAGAGUAUUUUUCUUAAGUUGCAUUUAUGUAAUAGUAGUUUGAAGAUUAAGUCACUGUGAAGUGAACUCACUGUUACUUGUGAUGGAAAUCUUGGAGGUGGGUAAUUCAAAAAUACCUUGAGACCUUCGAUGUCUUGAGAAAAAUAAUUUAUUGACAGUUGAUUGAUUGAGAAGACCCUAGGAUAUAUAACUCCAAUGCAUGAAGUUAACAUUGAAAUGUUACCCAAAUUCUGAAGGAAGUUUUGUGAGCAAUGCCUUAUUAUCUCCUCAUCAUGUCCAGAUGAAGACUGGUUUCGGCAACAGCCUUGGCUCAAGUCAUAACAUAACAGAGACCUUGUAGCCUUGGCUUAAGUCAUAACAGAUACCUUGCUGUAAGAUUGUUUACUUUAGCGCCAGUGUAGAUACCAGAAUGGCUUGCACAGUAAUGCUGAUGUUCUUGUGGUCUUUGUUUGUUAGCUAACAUUAGCUAUGUUAGCUAAGGUUAACUGGCUAAAAUAUCAUGAGCUGUGUUUGUUUGGAGUUAGCUAAUGUCUUGUCAUGGGGAAUUUAUCUGUUUUUCGGGUUCUAGCAUACAUCCAUGCUACAGCUAAUUGGUGUGCUGUCAGAACGUUCCAGGUGGAACUCGUGCUCCAGAAUUAUUGUACUGCAUGUCUGAGUAAGUCGAUUAUUAAACUAUUUUGUCUGUAA
Thunnus maccoyii (southern bluefin tuna) is the source of this 7017-nucleotide messenger RNA. RefSeq names its product NXPE family member 3-like. The transcript has 9 exons. The record is from RefSeq and is a predicted model, not a curated record. The coding region runs from base 2587 to 4263 and encodes 558 amino acids. NCBI's taxonomy places the organism in Eukaryota, Metazoa, Chordata, Actinopteri, Scombriformes, Scombridae.